This is a messenger RNA of Suillus subaureus, 1814 nucleotides long. RefSeq lists its product as uncharacterized. The transcript has a single exon. The record is from RefSeq and is a predicted model, not a curated record. The coding region runs from base 323 to 1396 and encodes 357 amino acids. Lineage: Eukaryota; Fungi; Basidiomycota; Agaricomycetes; Boletales; Suillaceae.
CUGCAAGUCAUCAAUCCACAGCAUAAUUUGCGCGUGUAUUCUGGGAAGUAUGAUAGGUUGAAGCUGUCCAGCUCUAGUGGAUACUAUUAGUAAGGCUCGAUGGUUUGACAUGAUCAUGACGGCAGGCCCCAACAUUAUCGAGGAGGGGUAGCGAGUGGCCACAUUUCUGGGAUCGACUUGGACAUCAAACAGCCAGACUGGACAAUUGCAACUUGACAUGGACAUGUGGACUGUGGCUUUUGGGAAGCCAUGAGCCAUAGUCCAUCCCGGGCCACCGUGCGGCGUGGACCUUGUCACGUGCCUCAACACGUUACCCGUCAGUAUGAACUUCAAACGUUUAACUCAGCAACGGACAAUCAUCCGUGACGCGGCACUGACGCCUACAGCGCUUCAGCUCACCGCAUUAGACAGUGAGCACACGACUUCGCUCUGCAGUGACACGUACAUGUCUGUCGAAAUCUCCAAGAGAACGCGAUCCCAACUAGCCGUACCUGAUCAUGUCCUGAGGCUACCCCUUGCGCGUUCUCCUCUCAAGCACGCCAGAGUCAGGUCGAGGAACCAGUUACAUUUAGAAUCAAAUGAAAACAAGGAGGGCAAGGAAGAUAUGGAUGUUAAAGAAGAGGAGGAAGACGAGAAUGAGAAUGACGAGAUACUCUUGUCGCCGAAGAAGAACAAACGGUCGUCCGAUACAUGUCCUGAAGAUCUGCCCAGUGCCGCCAGUUAUCGUGAAGCAAAGCGUAUCAAAAUUGAUCCAUUACCAGCGUUGAGCUUGGUGUCAAUGGGUUACUCUGCAGAAAACCGUGAAUUAACAUCACAAUCUCGCAGGAAAAUGACGGAAUCGUUUGUCCGCGCUGCCACUGAAUCGGCAUGCCAUGCUACGAACGGCAAGGUCAAAUCAUGCGCCGUUUUUUCUGGGCGUGCACGCUCUGUUCCGCUUCCUACAGAUCAUGUUCCAGAACUUGACCUUCGAACCCUUUCUCCGAUGCGCUCGCCUCGGAAGGUGCCCAAUCAACUGAAAAUCACGCCUGUCCCUCCAUCCACAGAGGCGGUCCAGACCUCUCCGCUCACACCACUCUCCGCCACCAAUGAGGGUGCUCUCAGCACAGAGCAUGCAAUGGAUGUUGACACUGCGUCCGCUAUGUCCCACUUCACAAACAUACCGAAAUUUGACCUCAAGCUUCCUGAUACAACCAACCUGAUUGUUCAUGUCGAGUCUGCAACACCACGAAACCUGACCGGAUAUCCUUCACAUAUGUCUCUUUCCCCUCUUACGCCUCCGCCGCCUACUUCAUUCAUAGGUCACUGUCCCGCUGUACCAAGUCUACUUGCUGUUGCUGUCGAGGUGCGCUUAUCAUUGGGCAUCAAAUGCUUUAUCAAAAUUAACACCCCCGUUUAAUAGAAGAAAUCCAAGCAAUCUCCAGAUAUUGUGGAUAACAUUUCGUCAUUGAAUGUUGCAGGAUCUUCAACCUCUUCGGCCGCUCCCUCUCGUCUUCCGCGUCCAUCCACGUCCGCUUCGUCUCUUAUUUUUCCCCCGCCCGUACCAGUGAAACGGGGGCGCUCAGCAACUGUUGGAAGUUCCCAUGCAGUGCGCUUAAAGCCUAUCGGAAAUUUAUCCAAAGGCAAGAAGGCCAUGCUGCCACCUUCUGGCCCUCGCCGCGUGACACGCAGCGUAUCAAUGAAAGAGAAGAGGCCUGUGAGCCCCGACGAAAGCGACGCGCCACCCGAAGCCAGCACUAUAAAUACCUCGUUGAAUACAGACGAUGAGCCUGCCAGUGUGGCGUCAUCAUCUCAAACCUCGACUUUCAAGGGUAAAC